CAUUUUAACAAAGCAAGAAAGGAUAAUGAUUGGGGACAAAAUGCAGUGUAUAAUAUGAUUGAAAUUUGCUUAAACCCUGACAAUGAAACGAUUGGAGGUGAGGUAUUUGAACAUCUGGAUGGUGACACAGACAGUUCUACAGAAAAGCAAGAAUCAGUCCAGCUGGCUGUGAGAACAGCAGAAAAACUCCUAAAAGAAUUGAAGCCUCAGACUGCUCAAGGUCAUGUUCAGCUUGGCAUCAUGGAAAAUUACUGUUUAAUGGCAACUAAACAAAAAUCAAACGUUGAGCGAGCACUACAUGCCUUUACAGAAAUUGUUACUAAUGAGAAGGAUCAUGUCCCGGCACUUUUGGGAAUGGCUACAGCGUACAUGAUUUUAAAGCAAACCCCAAGAGCCAGAAACCAGUUGAAGAGAAUUUCAAAAAUGAACUGGAAUCCCAUUGAUGCCGAAGAGUUUGAAAAAAGUUGGCUUUUGCUUGCAGAUAUUUACAUUCAGUCUUCCAAAUACGACAUGGCGAGCGAAUUACUAAAGCGGUGCCUUCGUCACAACAGG
This is a messenger RNA of Protobothrops mucrosquamatus (brown spotted pit viper), 552 nucleotides long. RefSeq names its product tetratricopeptide repeat protein 21B-like. Gene Ontology annotation, cellular component: intraciliary transport particle A. Gene Ontology annotation, molecular function: protein binding. The annotation marks the transcript as partial. Lineage: Eukaryota; Metazoa; Chordata; Lepidosauria; Squamata; Viperidae. The transcript is spliced from 3 exons. Gene Ontology annotation, biological process: protein localization to cilium; intraciliary retrograde transport. The record is from RefSeq and is a predicted model, not a curated record.